AGUUCUCUUUGAGUAAUCGAACACAAUGUCUGCCAAGGUUCCUCGCAACUUUCGCCUACUGGAGGAGCUCGAGAAGGGAGAGAAGGGUCUCGGCGCUGAGGCAUGCAGUUACGGUCUGGAGGAUCCUGAGGAUCUUCUCAUGAGCAAAUGGAACGGCACAAUUCUUGGACCUCCUCAUUCCGUCCACGAGAACCGUAUCUACAGUGUCAAGAUGCACUGCGGUCCCGAGUACCCUGACAAGCCUCCUUCGAUCCAGUUCAUCAGCCAGGUCAACUUGCCCUGUGUCAACCCCAACAACGGCAUCGUCGACCCCAACCAACUGCCCUGUCUCGCCCAGUGGAAGCGUGAGAACACUAUGGAGACUGUGCUCAUAGAGUUGCGACGAUACAUGGCCUCGUCCCAGAACAAGAAGAUCGCCCAGCCUCCUGAGGGCUCUACCUACUUCUAAGUCACGAACACCUCUACACGCCGUUAUGUCAAGAUAAAAACCAUACGAUAAAUCAAUGAAUCGAACUUGAAGAUCAACAAAGUCUUUUAAGAUGGAGUAAGAAAGAAGCCAACAGGCCAUACUCCGCUGUUGUUCGAGAAUAUAUGCGAUUAUAACGAUCGCGAACUACAAUAUGAUAUACAAAGCUGCAGAAUGCCUCUCCCUUCCCUUCCGUCUUCAUCACAUUACAGUCCCAGUAUCCUCCAAUUCCUAUUGGCUUUUCGUCACGUUCGUCAGAGAACAAAAUUGCUACUCGCUCUUGCGCCUGUCCUCAAGACCAAUCCCAGACCCGAUGACUCAAAGCAAAGUCGAUUUUCGUAGAGAUGGUAUAAGGCUAGACAUUUCGAGAUAUCCUGAAGAGAGUUGGGCAUA
Molecule: messenger RNA, 859 nt
Organism: Fusarium oxysporum Fo47
Lineage: Eukaryota; Fungi; Ascomycota; Sordariomycetes; Hypocreales; Nectriaceae
Product: E2 ubiquitin-conjugating protein MMS2
Exons: 3
Coding region: 26-448 (140 amino acids)
Biological process (GO): protein K63-linked ubiquitination; DNA damage tolerance
Cellular component (GO): nucleus
Source: RefSeq, a predicted model, not a curated record